UCAGCAUUCAUCACAUAAUUUUUGGUGUUUCAUUUGCUGCAAAUUUUUCUGCUUCUAAUCCUUUUUAUCAUCUUUUAAAAUGAAAUUUCUUGCAUUAUACGCUUCUUAUUUUCUCCUGAUUUCAUGCAUUCUUCAAAUUUACUAUCCCGCUAAAGCGCAAAAGAUUUACUCUUUUUCGAACUGUAACACCGCUACCAAUUACACUUCCGGGAGUGUCUAUGACCAAAACCUAAAUCUUACCCUCACUUCCCUUGUUGCCAAUGUAUAUCAAACUGGAUAUUACAUCAAAAGCAUUGGUCAGAACAACGAUGUGGUUUAUGGCCUUGUUCAAUGCCGCGGCGAUCUCUCUAAAAUUGGUUGCCAAGCUUGUGCAAAUAUAGCGGCAACUGAGAUCAGGCAAUUUUGUUUAAGCCAGAAGGAGGCUUCGGUUGGCUACAUAAAUUGCGUGUUGCAGUAUUCGGACCGGCGUUUCUUCUCUACUUUCAACAGUUUCCCAAGGUUGGCCUUAUACUACAAUCAGACAGCAAAUGACCCCGUUCUUUUCAAAAGUCAGAUAGACAACUUGGUUAAUAACCUAUCAUCAAACGCCGCUUCCAAUCCUUCAAAAUUUGCUAUCGGGGUCACCAGUUACACGGAUUCCAAAAAUUUAUAUGGCAUGACUCAGUGCACCCAAGACCUAGCAGAAAACAGCUGCUUAACUUGCCUGCAGCAGAUUGCCAGUUAUGUACCACCGGAUGGAUUUGUUGGGUAUACACUAAUUUCUGAGAGCUGUUAUGUCCGGUAUGAGAUAUAUUUAUUUUUCCUGUCACCAAUUCAACAUCCACCACCUCUAGUGGCACCCUCUCCAUUUCCUAAUUCAACUACUACUGGUGGCACUAAUAAGACUACUGGAAAGGAGAAGAUUUCAAAAACCAUCGUCAUCAUAGUUAUCCCACUACUUUUGGGAUUGCUUGUGGUAGCCACAAGCUGCGCUUGUUUCUUGUUGCGGAAAAAGACCAGGAGAAGUGGAGUUGAUUAUCUUUCGGAUGUUCGUGAAGAUGGUAACAAUAGUAGGGAUGCACUUUUGAUUGGAUUAAAUACACUUAAAGUUGCAACCAGCAAUUUCUUAAUAGCCUAUAAACUCGGAGAAGGCGGAUUUGGUCCAGUUUACAAGGGAAAACUGCCCGACGGACAGGACAUAGCAGUGAAAAGGCUGUCACGUAGUUCAGCCCAAGGUCUAGCAGAACUAAAAACGGAAGUAAUUCUAGUUGCUAAGUUACUGCAUCGGAAUCUUGUAAGACUAUUAGGGUUCUGCUUAGAAGAUGAAGAGAAGCUACUCGUCUACGAAUACCUACCCAACGGGAGCUUGGACAAGAUUUUAUUUGGUCAGGGGAGAACAUUUAGUUUGGAAUGGGAAAGAAGGUUCAAAAUCAUUGUCGGAAUUGCUCAAGGGCUACUUUACCUGCAUCAAGAUUCUCAGCUUCGGAUUAUUCAUCGAGAUUUGAAAGCCAGCAACAUCCUGUUAGACAAAGACAUGAACCCCAAAAUAUCUGAUUUUGGUUUAGCCAAAUUGUUCGGCGAGAGCCAAACUCAUGGCAAUACGAACCGGAUUUCUGGUACUUUUGGAUACAUGGCACCAGAAUAUGCUAAAUAUGGAAAAUUUUCGACCAAAUCUGAUGCCUUUAGCUUUGGGGUUUUAGUUCUUGAAAUUAUAACAGGUCGGAAGAACUCCAGCUUCCGCACUUUCUCAAAUCUACAAAGUUAUGCAUGGCAGCAUUGGGCAAAUGGAACAUCAUUGGAGUUAUUGGAUCCGAGUUUGGGAGACCAGUGGCCUAGAUAUGAAGUUUUGAAGUGCAUCCACAUUGGGUUGUUAUGCGUUCAAGAAGCUGCGGCUGAAAGACCUACUAUGUCAGAGGUUGUUAUGAUGCUCAAUAGCUACACUAUUACCUCCGCCGUGCCUUCGCAGCCAGCAUUUUAUGUCCGACAGGAAAGCUCCGCCAACUCACAGAACUUAACUGCAUCUGAGCUCGAUAUGUUAGCAGAAGCAGCUCAGUCAGUAAAUGAUGUUACAGUCUCUGAACUCUAUCCUCGCUAGGUUAGCUAGCAAUUGCGCAAUGUCCUAAUAAUUGGAAAGAUAUUAGAUAUCUCUUCUAGCUAGCUACCUAGCGACAAAGUAGAUUAAACGCUCAAAUUAUUAGUCUAUGGGAAUAUUUUUGCUCAUCACACUCAAGUAAUGGUGAUGUUCAUCACCCUAUAUAUCACUGUUUGAUAAGUUUAAACUUUUAA
Pyrus x bretschneideri (Chinese white pear) is the source of this 2265-nucleotide messenger RNA. Its product is annotated as cysteine-rich receptor-like protein kinase 44. Gene Ontology annotation, molecular function: ATP binding; protein kinase activity. Gene Ontology annotation, biological process: protein phosphorylation. The transcript has 7 exons. The record is from RefSeq and is a predicted model, not a curated record. The coding region runs from base 80 to 2074 and encodes 664 amino acids. Lineage: Eukaryota; Viridiplantae; Streptophyta; Magnoliopsida; Rosales; Rosaceae.